AUGUCAGACAACGAGGAAGAAUACGAGUAAGAGGAGGAGGAGGAGUUGGAGGAGGUGGAGGAGGAGGAAGGGGAGGCAGAAGCAACAGAAGAGGCAAAACCCAAACCAAAGCCAUUUAUGUUGCCUAACUUGGUACCUCCAAAGAUCCCAGAUGGAGAGAAGGUUGACUUUGAUGACAUCCACCGCAAGCGCAUGGAGAAGGACCUGAACGAACUACAGGCCCUGAUUGAGUCUCACUUUGAGAACCGUAAAAAAGAGGAGGAGGAACUCAUCAGCUUGAAGGAACGAAUAGAAAAGCGCCGGUCUGAGCGGGCAGAGCAACACAGGAUCCGGAGUGAACGAGAAAAGGAGCGACAGAAGAGAGUGGAGGAAGAGAGGGCCCGGAAGGAGGAAGAAGAAGCAAAGAAGAAAGCUGAGGAUGACGCAAAGAAGAAGAAGACCCUAACUAGUUUGCACUUUGGUGGUUACAUGCAGAGGACGGACAGGCGGAGUGGCAAGAAGCAGACAGAACGGGAGAAGAAGAAGAAGAUCCUCAGCGAUCGGCGCAAACCACUCAACAUAGAGCACCUGAGUGAAGACAAAAUCAGGGAGAAGGCAAAUGAGAUGUGGAAGUGGAUGCAUCAGCUGGAAGCUGAGAAAUUUGAGCUCCAGUACAAGUUUGCACGGCAGAAAUAUGAGAUCAAUGUCCUGAGGAACCGUGUGAGUGACCAUCAGAAAACCUCCAAGAGAACUAAGAGGGGAUUGAGGAAAUAAGGUUGGUGCGGUGGACACUCUACCCG
Messenger RNA from Scleropages formosus (Asian bonytongue), 779 nucleotides. It is a transcript of the gene tnnt2a, whose product is annotated as troponin T type 2a (cardiac). NCBI's taxonomy places the organism in Eukaryota, Metazoa, Chordata, Actinopteri, Osteoglossiformes, Osteoglossidae. Gene Ontology annotation, biological process: sarcomere organization; regulation of muscle contraction; cardiac muscle contraction. The transcript is spliced from 11 exons. Gene Ontology annotation, cellular component: troponin complex. Gene Ontology annotation, molecular function: tropomyosin binding; troponin C binding; troponin I binding. The record is from RefSeq and is a predicted model, not a curated record.